AUGAGUCACGCAUUUGUCGCACUUCAACUUCGUGUUAGGAGCUUUUAUCUACCGCCUCGCAUGGUACUAGCUGCGGGACUGUUGGGUUACGGAUUAAAUACGCGUGAGGAAGAGCCCGCCCAGUGCGUCAUAGCCUUCCCUCUAGUGGACGUGGACGAGACGAUUACUUUUGAUCGGUUCCGUUUCCGUGCCUGUUCUGACCUGGAUACCUGUGCCCGCGUUCUGUGGACCAAUAACACACAUGCAAAAGCCCCCACCAUAGAUCUGCGCUUGACACCUCAGCUUAAGCAGCCUCAGCAUUAA
Aspergillus piperis CBS 112811 is the source of this 303-nucleotide messenger RNA. RefSeq lists its product as uncharacterized. NCBI's taxonomy places the organism in Eukaryota, Fungi, Ascomycota, Eurotiomycetes, Eurotiales, Aspergillaceae. The record is from RefSeq and is a predicted model, not a curated record. The transcript has a single exon. The coding region runs from base 1 to 303 and encodes 100 amino acids.